GCCCGGAGACCUGUCGCUCCACCUGGGGGUCCGGCGCCCGCACCGCUCCGCCUGAGGGCCCGAGAGACCUGUCGCUCCUCCUGGGGGUCCGGCGCCCGCCGCCGUGCUCCGCCUGAGGGCCCGAGACCUGUCGCUCCGCCUCUGGGGGUCCGGCGCCCGCCGCUCCGCCUGAUGGGGGCCCGAGACCUGUCGCUCCGAUCCUGCCUGGGGGGCCCGAGAUCCUGUCGCCUCCGCCCUGGGGGCCGGCGGGCCUGCUGCCACCCGCCUGGGGGCCCGAGACCUGUCGCCCCGCCUGGGGGGUCCGGUGCCCGCGCUCCGCCUGAGGGCCCGAGAUGCCUGUCCGCU
Molecule: messenger RNA, 345 nt
Organism: Staurois parvus
Lineage: Eukaryota; Metazoa; Chordata; Amphibia; Anura; Ranidae
Source: the annotation of a GenBank genome assembly